This is a messenger RNA of Acanthosepion pharaonis, 792 nucleotides long. Lineage: Eukaryota; Metazoa; Mollusca; Cephalopoda; Sepiida; Sepiidae. The record is from the annotation of a GenBank genome assembly.
AUGUUAGGAACUCUUAUUCCUCUUCCUUCCUCUCUCUAUAUCAUUCCUUCCUUUUCACACAGCUUCUUUUCCAAUGCGUCAUUAUUUUCUUUCUUUUCCUGCAAUUCUCUUAGAACACGUUACAUAAGUAUUUUCUUUCUCUUUCUUUUUUUCCCCUUUUUCCUUCUUCCUUACUGCAACAGUGAGCCUAAAUACAUAGAGAUUGACGUACUUCCUGUCAAUAAGUACCAAGGGCAAACAAGAUGGCUGACAAGACAGCAGAUUAUAAGACAGAAAGAAAUUACUCUCUCUCUCUCUCUCUCUCUCUCUCUCUCUCUUUCAACAGCUUCCUUUGUUGUUGCUCUCAGCAAUACUUCCCCUUGCAAUAACCCGACGACCUCUGUGCGUUGUUUUGUUCCUCCAUUUGUAAAAGUUUUUUCGGUUAGGUUAUUCGUUGUUUACACAACGGGAAUAUACUCAAACAAGCACCAUUUAAUCUAUCUAUCUAUCUAUCUAUCUAUCUAUCUAUCUAUCUAUCUAUCUAUCGCAGUAUGUUGCUAUCACAGUCUGUUCCUUUCUAUCUAUCUAUCUAUCUAUCUAUCUGAGUAUGUUGCUAUCUAUCACAGUCUGUUCCUAUCUAUCUAUCUAUCUAUCUAUCUAUCUAUCUAUCUAUCACAGUAUGUUCAUAUCAAUCUAUCACAGUAUGUUGCUAUCUAUCAUACUAUGUUCAAAUCUAUCUAUCUAUCUAUCUAUCUAUCUAUCUAUCUAUCUAUCUAUCUAUCUAUCUAUCACAGUAUAUUCAUAGCUAACUAG